This is a messenger RNA of Lodderomyces oxycetoniae, 1134 nucleotides long. Its product is annotated as deoxyhypusine synthase. The record is from RefSeq and is a predicted model, not a curated record. Gene Ontology annotation, molecular function: deoxyhypusine synthase activity. The transcript has a single exon. The coding region runs from base 1 to 1134 and encodes 377 amino acids. Gene Ontology annotation, biological process: peptidyl-hypusine biosynthetic process. Lineage: Eukaryota; Fungi; Ascomycota; Pichiomycetes; Serinales; Debaryomycetaceae. Gene Ontology annotation, cellular component: cytoplasm.
AUGAGUGAGACGGGUCAACUUCCAAAUUUGGCGUCAGAUGCUGUUUUGAAACAUUCUGUACCGGUACCUGAAGAUUUCGUUGAAGUGAAGGGAAUAGACUACUCACAAGACAAUGCAUACAAUAUGUCAGCUAAAGAUUUGAUAUCGUCCAUGUCUAAGAUGGGGUUCCAAGCAAGUUCAUUAUCACAGGCAUGUAACAUAAUAGACCAAAUGAGAAGCUGGAGGGGGAAACACAAGUCUGAAUUGCAAGAGCAUGAGCAAAUUGGAGAGUUUGAUGACUCGGGAAGGCAAAAAACCACUAUAUUUAUGGGAUAUACUUCGAAUUUGAUCUCGAGUGGCCUAAGAGACACGUUACGCUAUUUGGUACAACAUAAGAUGGUAAGUGCUAUAGUAGCUACUGCAGGUGGGAUAGAGGAAGAUUUGAUCAAAGUCCUAGCACCUACGUACAUGGGAGAUUUUACAUUACCAGGUAAAGGACUAAGAGACCAAGGAAUGAACCGGAUAGGCAACUUGUUGGUACCCAAUGAUAACUACUGUAAGUUUGAAGAGUGGAUCAUUCCAAUUUUCAAUAAAUUGUUACAGGAACAACAAGAAGCUCUUGCCCAAGAAGGAGCCAAUGCAUUGGAUGCAAAUUCAAGUGCAAUCUUGACACCAUCAAAGCUUAUUGAUAGACUAGGCAAAGAAAUCAACGAUGAAAGCUCAGUUUUGUACUGGGCUCAUAAAAACAAGAUACCUAUAUUUUGUCCAGCUUUAACGGAUGGUUCUAUAGGAGACAUGCUAUUCUUUCACACGUUCAAGUCAUCUCCGCAACAACUUCGAUUAGAUAUAGUUGCUGACAUCAGAAAAAUCAAUUCAAUGGCUAUGGCUGCUUCAAGAGCAGGAAUGAUUAUUUUAGGAGGUGGGUUAAUAAAACAUCAUAUUUGUAAUGCAUGUUUAAUGAGAAACGGCGCAGAUUAUGCAGUAUAUAUUAAUACGGGACAAGAGUUUGACGGAUCAGAUGCCGGUGCUAGACCCGAUGAGGCUAUUAGCUGGGGUAAGAUCAAGGUCGAUGCUCAAUCGGUGAAAGUUUAUGCAGAUGUAAGUUUAGUGUUCCCAUUGAUUGUUGCUGCAACUUUCGCUAGUGAAAGGCCAUAA